Messenger RNA from Acinonyx jubatus (cheetah), 1544 nucleotides. It is a transcript of the gene CFAP298, whose product is annotated as cilia and flagella associated protein 298. The record is from RefSeq and is a predicted model, not a curated record. Bases 393 to 1340 code for a protein of 315 amino acids. The transcript is spliced from 7 exons. Gene Ontology annotation, biological process: regulation of cilium movement. Lineage: Eukaryota; Metazoa; Chordata; Mammalia; Carnivora; Felidae.
GCCCCCAGAUGUUUAGUGUCUGGUAGGGAGAGAGACAAUAAAGACCCCAUUAAGUUACACCCUUUGUUUUGUAGUGUUGUAUUAUUACAAGCCACCUGGUGUCUUCCUACAGUGCUAUGGAAACUAGGAGGGAGGGAGGGAGGAAGGAAGGGCAAGCGAUUUUGCAAGGUUAAAGUGUGGGUUAGUUUUGGGGUGGAUAUAUAUGGGAUUGGAAAAAUACAAAGCCACACUUUUGCAUAGUGAACAUGAUACCAGAACACCAAAGUCUAGUCCCAUCUCUGCCUCUUUGGAAGGGUGUGAAUUGCCUGAAAUCCUCUCCACUGACCAGAUUUACACAAAUUAUUUAGAAAGUGUGUCUCUAAAGUUGCAAGCCUCAGGUGACAGGGCUGUAAAUGAGGGAAGACCAGGAUGUGGAGGAUUCUCUUGCCUGCUUCACAAGGCGAAAUGCGAUAAUCUAUGUGAACACGCUCGGAAAUUGUAACGCCCUUGGUGGAUAUGUAUUCAGACCGUCAGUGAAUUUUAACUUGUGCCCCCUGAGUCCCAGAAGGUACAGCCCAGCAGAAGAUUCGCGCACAGAGCCUGCAGCCCCUGCUGCCCGCGACCACGAAAUGGAAGAAUUGGCAGAACAUGGCAUAUUUCUCCCUCCUAAUAUGCAAGGACUGACUGAUGACCAGAUUGAAGAAUUGAAAUUAAGGGAUGAAUGGGGUGAAAAGUGUGUACCCAGUGGGGGCUCGGUAUUUAAAAAGGAUGACAUCGGCCGAAGGAAUGGGCAAGCUCCAAAUGAAAAGAUGAAGGAAGUGUUAAAGAAGACUAUAGAAGAGGCCAGAGCAAUCAUAUCGAAGAAACAAGUGGAAGCCGGAGUCUGUGUUACCAUGGAGAUGGUGAAAGACGCCUUGGACCAGCUGCGAGGUGCAGUGAUGAUUGUCUAUCCCAUGGGGCUGCCGCCAUACGAUCCCAUCCGGAUGGAAUUCGAAAAUAAAGAAGACUUGUCUGGGACUCAGGCAGGACUGAAUGUUAUUGAAGAAUCAGAGGCCCAACUGUGGUGGGCGGCCAAGGAGCUCAGAAGAACAAAGAAGCUUUCAGACUAUGUGGGCAAAAAUGAGAAAACCAAAAUUAUCGCCAAGAUUCAGCAAAGGGGACAAGGGGCCCCAGCCCGAGAACCGAUCAUCAGCAGUGCGGAGCAGAAGCAGCUGAUGCUGUAUUAUCACAGAAGACAGGAGGAGCUCAAGAAAUUGGAAGAAAAUGACGAUGACUCCUGUUUAAAUUCCCCGUGGGCAGAUAACACUGCUUUGAAAAGACAUUUCCACGGGGUAAAAGACAUCAAGUGGAGGCCAAGAUGAAGUUCACCAGUUGGUGAUGCUUUCAUUAAUACUGGCUCACCUUUCCUGUAGGCAAAAUAAAAACACAUUUAAAUAAUAAUAGGGCGCCCAACACCCUCUGAAAAAUGUUGAAUUUCUAGUUGUCCUAGUUUUGCUUUCCGUUUGAAUGUGUCCGAUAAAAAUUAUUUAAGGUUUUAGAAUUUAAUAAAUAUAUCCUCAAAAGCA